Messenger RNA from Miscanthus lutarioriparius, 1386 nucleotides. Lineage: Eukaryota; Viridiplantae; Streptophyta; Magnoliopsida; Poales; Poaceae. The record is from the annotation of a GenBank genome assembly.
AUGCACGAGAGGUUUGCCGGCGUCUUUGUCGCGGCGGUGAUCUUUCUCUUGGCACAAACGUUUGGUUCUCACUCACGGUCACGGACUUGUUUUGCGUUGUCGUCGAAGCUAGCUCUCUUGCGGGGCUCGUCGGGAGACGGCGGUGCAGGUGAAGAAAUUGCACCGGCGACGGCGAUGGUAACCUCUGUUGCGCAAGUGCAUCCUCCUCUGGAGCCGAUCUGCGACCUCUCCGACCGGCGCUACGACGGGUGCGAGAUGUGGGGCGACGCGCGCACGGCGAGUGGCGCCAACAAUUCGGUGGUCUACUUCAUCCCGCCGCCGCCGCAGCUGGCCACCGCGGCGGCGGCCACCUGGAGCAUCCGCUCCCAGUCCCGCAAGAUCGUCGACGUCCGCGAGGUGACCGUCCGGUCCCUGGACGCGUCCAGCCUCCACGAGGCGCCCCGCUGCACGGUCCGCCGGGGCGUGCCGUCCGUGGUGUUCGCGCUCGGCGGCCUAACGUCCAACUACUGGCACGCCUUCAGCGACGUGCUGGCCUGGUUCCUCGGCAAGUACGGCCGCGUCUUCCGCGCGCUCUCGCGGUACGACGUGGUGGACCUCGACGCGGACGACGACGUCGUGCGGUGCUACGCACACCUCGUCGUCGGCCUCCGCGGCCACCACCGCGACUUCGACAUCGACCCAGCGCGCGCCCCGAAUGGGUACGACAUGCUCGCGUUCCGCGAGUUCGUCCGAGCCGCCUACCCCCUGCCGCCGCCAGGAGCCAGCGUCGCGCUACCGUGCAAGUCUGGCGGCGGCGGAACGAGGCCGCGGCUCAUGCUCAUCCUCCGGGGACGCACGCGGCGGUUCGUGAACGAGGGCGCGAUCAUGGACGCGAUCGAGCGCGCCGGCUUCGAGGUGGCGCGCAUGGAUGAGGCGACGUCCUGGGCGGACGUGGGCGUGGUGGCGCGCGAGGUGGACGCGUGCGACGUGCUCGUGGGCGCGCACGGCGCCGGGCUGACCAACAUGGUGUUCCUGCGCGCGGGAGCCGUGGUGGUGCAGGUCAUCCCGUAUAAUCGGGGAUGGUUUUACCAUAAAGAAGUGCGCUUAUGGUUCACAAGAACUGCAAAUGUGGAACCUCUAGUCAAAACUCACUUCUAUGAACGUGGAUCUUACCUUUGCUUUGAUCCAGAGAUCUGGGAUUCAGUCCGUAAGGACAACUUUGUUCUCCACUAUGAGCUGUUCAUUGUUGCAGAUUUGGUGAGAUCUAAGGUGACUUGGAUCCUGCAAAUCCCAGGGUCGUGUAUUUAUUUGGGUUUAGUUUUGCUUUGGGGAUUUAGCACUGGGGGUGAGGACGUACCUGAUUCAGGCAUGUUUGGAGGUGACCUGAGAGGGAGGCUGGCUUGGUAA